This is a messenger RNA of Alternaria infectoria, 315 nucleotides long. RefSeq lists its product as uncharacterized. Gene Ontology annotation, cellular component: extracellular region. The record is from RefSeq and is a predicted model, not a curated record. The transcript has 2 exons. Bases 1 to 315 code for a protein of 104 amino acids. NCBI's taxonomy places the organism in Eukaryota, Fungi, Ascomycota, Dothideomycetes, Pleosporales, Pleosporaceae.
AUGCGCUUCUCCAUCCUCGCCUUCAUUGCCGGUGCCGCCGCCGCUCCCUUCGCUUCCACUGGAACAGAGCCCGUCUGCCCCGAUGGCCUCUACAACAGCCCCCACACCACUGGCUUCAUCGCCGGCUGCGCUGCCGCUGGCAACCAAGCCAAGUGCUGCACCAUCCCCGUUGCCGGCCAGGCUGUUUUGUGCCAGGACGUUAGCCCCGGUGCCGGCGCCCCCGGUGGCGGAUCUCCCCCCGCUACCACUCCCUCUCCUGCUCCUGCUCCUCCUGCCGAGAGCCCUGCUGUGCCCUCCGGUUGCCCUCAUUACUAG